Carlito syrichta (Philippine tarsier) is the source of this 991-nucleotide messenger RNA. RefSeq names its product opioid receptor delta 1 (gene OPRD1). The transcript is spliced from 4 exons. Gene Ontology annotation, cellular component: neuron projection; membrane. The record is from RefSeq and is a predicted model, not a curated record. NCBI's taxonomy places the organism in Eukaryota, Metazoa, Chordata, Mammalia, Primates, Tarsiidae. Bases 125 to 991 code for a protein of 288 amino acids. Gene Ontology annotation, molecular function: neuropeptide binding; G protein-coupled enkephalin receptor activity. Gene Ontology annotation, biological process: G protein-coupled opioid receptor signaling pathway; neuropeptide signaling pathway.
CGCGGGCGCCAACGCGUCGGGGCCGCCGGGCGCACGGAGUGCCUCGUCCCUCGCCCUGGCCGUCGCCAUCACCGCGCUCUACUCGGCCGUGUGCGCCGUGGGGCUGCUGGGCAACGUGCUCGUCAUGUUCGGCAUCGUCCGGUACACCAAGAUGAAGACAGCCACCAACAUCUACAUCUUCAACCUGGCCUUGGCUGACGCACUGGCCACCAGCACACUGCCCUUCCAGAGUGCCAAGUACCUGAUGGACACCUGGCCCUUUGGCGAACUGCUCUGCAAGGCUGUGCUCUCCAUUGAUUACUACAACAUGUUCACCAGCAUCUUCACACUCACCAUGAUGAGUGUUGACCGCUAUAUUGCUGUCUGCCACCCUGUCAAGGCCCUGGACUUCCGCACGCCCGCCAAGGCCAAGCUGAUCAAUAUCUGCAUCUGGGUCCUGGCCUCAGGCAUUGGCGUGCCCAUCAUGGUCAUGGCUGUAACCCGUCCCCGGGAUGGAGCGGUGGUGUGCACGCUCCAGUUCCCCAGCCCCAGCUGGUACUGGGACACGGUGACCAAGAUCUGCGUGUUCCUCUUCGCCUUCGUGGUGCCUAUCCUCAUCAUCACGGUGUGCUACGGCCUCAUGCUGCUGCGCCUGCGCAGUGUGCGCCUGCUCUCGGGCUCCAAGGAGAAGGACCGCAGCCUGCGGCGCAUCACGCGCAUGGUGCUGGUGGUGGUGGGCGCCUUCGUGGUGUGCUGGGCGCCCAUCCACAUCUUUGUCAUCGUCUGGACGCUGGUGGACAUCAACAGGCGCGACCCGCUGGUGGUGGCCGCGCUGCACCUGUGCAUCGCGCUGGGCUACGCCAACAGCAGCCUCAACCCCGUGCUCUACGCUUUCCUCGACGAGAACUUCAACGUCUGGCUGCACCCCAUGUGUCUGGUGUCAAUGAACUGGAACUGCUCCCAGCAGCACCUGACUUGGAAGGAACUGGAGGAAGGAGUUUUAUACCUGUGA